AUGCGUGAAAAGAUAGUUGUCAUUCGGAAAAGGCUCGCCAUUGCACAAGAACAACAGAAAAAGUAUGCAGAUCAGAGGUGUCGAGAGCUACAAUUUGAUGUAGGAAGCAAAGUAUUCUUGAAAAUUGCGCCGAUGAAGGGAAUCAUGAGGUUCAGAAAGAAGGGCAAGUUGAGUUCGAGAUAUUUUGGACCCUUUGAUGUACUGGAGAGGAUUGGAGCUACAGCUUAUAGGUUGGCUCUUCCACCACGGUUGUCUGCGAUUCACGAUGUUUUUCACAUCUCCAUGCUUCGGGAGUAUAUACCAGAUCCGACACACAUUUUAGAAUACGAACCUCUCCAAGUUCGCGAGGAUCUCACCUACGAGGAGUUUCCAGUUGGGAUCCUUGCACAAAGGACUCAAGUCCUCUGUAAGAAGACCAUUUCGAUGGUCAAAGUACUUUGGAGUAACCAUACGGAAAAAGAGGCUACAUGGGAACUAGAGGAGGACAUGAAGAACAAGUACCCAUACUUGUUUGAUUGA
This is a messenger RNA of Carya illinoinensis, 519 nucleotides long. RefSeq lists its product as uncharacterized. NCBI's taxonomy places the organism in Eukaryota, Viridiplantae, Streptophyta, Magnoliopsida, Fagales, Juglandaceae. Bases 1 to 519 code for a protein of 172 amino acids. The transcript has a single exon. The record is from RefSeq and is a predicted model, not a curated record.